Helobdella robusta is the source of this 2697-nucleotide messenger RNA. RefSeq lists its product as hypothetical. Gene Ontology annotation, molecular function: protein binding. Gene Ontology annotation, cellular component: cytoplasm. The transcript is spliced from 17 exons. NCBI's taxonomy places the organism in Eukaryota, Metazoa, Annelida, Clitellata, Rhynchobdellida, Glossiphoniidae. The record is from RefSeq and is a predicted model, not a curated record. The coding region runs from base 1 to 2697 and encodes 898 amino acids.
AUGAGUGCAUUGAAAGUUGUUUGCGUUGAUGCUACUAUAACUACCACCGCUACUACUACUAUUACUUCUGCUGCUGCUGCUACUACUACUACUACUACUACUACUACUACUACUACUACUACUACUACUACUACUACUACUACUACUACUACUAAUAAUAAUAAUAAUAAUAAUAAUAAUAACAAUAAUAUUAUUAUUGAUAACACUGAUGACACUGACAAUAAUGUCAACAAUAAUAACAAUAACAAAGAUAAUAACAUAGAUAGCAAUGUUUCUGGAUCAGGUGUUAGCGACGAAGCUGACGCGGGUGUAUUAACCCCAGAAAUGAUUAAAUGUGGUCUGUGGAACUUAAGAAAAGAUGCGCUAGGGACAAGUUAUGCUUAUAGAUACUUAAGUUUAUCGCGCAUGAUCGGUAAGUUAGCUCAGUCGGUAGAAGAGCCCUGCUUGCUCACGAAUGAAUGCGAUAUACGUGCCUGUGUACUUCAGCAUGUGAAUAGGAACCUCACCGAUGUGACAAUCCUCUCCAAGUACAAGAACAUUCUGAUGUUGGACCUCUCCUUUAACUGUAUCAGAGAAAUAUCUGGCUUGGAAUGCAUGCAGUAUUUGUUGAAUCUUAACGUCUCCCACAACCAACUCGACUGCAUUCUGAAGUACUGUAGCCCUAAGAAAGAUUUGGUCGUGGCCAACUUUUCAUUCAACAGAAUCGAAGAGAUGGAUGACUUGUCCCAGUACAGAUCUCUCGAAUCUCUAGAUUUGGAAAGUAAUAGGAUAAAAGAAAUUAAAGGUUUACAUGGCCUGAAGUACCUCUGCAGGCUUAAUUUGAAAUCCAACUGCAUCAGUUACGUUGAAAAUCUUAACUACCUACCAUUAACUGACCUUAAUCUUGUGAGACAUUUUGUCAUUGCGCUAACUAUUUCCAGUAACUGCCUAACGUCCGUUGAUAACUUGGAGACUCUCUGCUUUCUGCAGAAUUUAGAUUUAUCCUGCAACAAGUUACGCACACUAGACGGCUUGCAGGAGUUGCACUGCCUUCAAUCGCUCAACCUGGAAUUCAAUCAAAUAGUGGAUAUAUUGGAGUUGAAAAAACUUCAACACCUUCCGCAUCUCUUCCAUCUGAAUUUCCUUUCAAAUCCCAUCAAUGAGUUACCACAAUGUAGACUCUAUGCCAUUCAUCUUCUUCCUAAUUUGGUCACUCUUAAUAGGGAUGACUCAUCCUCCGUUAUCACCUACUGCCCCCCAAUGGAGUACCGGGCGGCACGUGACCACAUGACCAACAUGGUCUACGCGUUCAUGCAACCAAUCAACCUGCUCGAUUCGUUAGAUGAUGAUGACGACGACGAUGAUGAAGACUUUGAUGAUGAAGACGACAAUGACCAUGAGCCAUUUGAAUAUGAGCUGGAAGGUAGGGAGUUCUACUUUGUAACAGUGGAACAUUUCGAAGAUUCCAUGAAAGAGGGCGUCUUCAUGCUAACGUAUAGUUAUCAGAACAACUUGUACGGACUGAGUAGGCAGGCCUUUGAAAAUGUCGCAAGUCAGAAAGUUGUUUGCCUCUGCCAGAUGGAGUGGGAGGGUAUCCUUACACUGAAGAACACCCUCUUUAAAGCACCCCACCUCAUACUCACCCUGCCCUCAAGCGACCUAACAUACGAAUCAAGGUUACUCAAGAAGGGAUGCUACGAUGAAUGCCAGAUAGCUGGAAACAUGGAGAGGUUGAAGUUAUACGAGGAGAAGUCGAAAGUCAGCAAUGAUUGGUUUGAUGUUGUCGUUAGGCAAGACGAUAUUGUAGACGCAUACAAAGAAAUAAAAAAACAACUACUCGAUAAUUUCAAAACAAUGAUGACGUCAACAAAAUCGACCACAAUCGAUUCAAAUAAUAAAAGAACCGUAACGAAUAUUCUACCGGUUCGAAACGAUACCGAACCGAUUAUUAUCACGAACAUUCAAGCUGUCACCAAUCUCGAUACCGCCGCCGCUGCUGCUGCUGAUGAUGAUAGGGUAGGUGAUGAUAAUGAUUACAAAAGAAAUGUUGAUGACGUCAUAAGUCUAAAAGAGGAAAUUAUCGUGGAGAAAAAUUUCUGCAGGGUGAGAAAGAGACAGAAGAAGAAAAAAUCCGAGGGCGGUGUUAGUGCAAGCAGUGAUGAUGGUGAUGAAGACGAUGAUGAUGAUGAAGACGGUAAUGAUGAUGAUGAUGAUGAUCGGGGCGAUAAAUCAGAAGUUAAAAAAGCAGAAACUAAAAGCAGAAAGCCGAAAGAAGUUAAGAAUGUUCCUCAUUUAACAGUGAACACUGAUGAUGAUGCUGCUGAUGAUGAUGAUUGCAGAGGUGGUGGUGGUGGUGGCGAUGAUAACGAUACUGCUUGCGCUGGUGCUGGUAAUGAUCCGGAUUACGACGGUGACGUCACAGGAGGCCAUGAUGAUGAUUGCGGUAGGAGGGGACUGAUGGAGCAGCUAUCGUUACAGAGGCGGUACUUUGGGGCUUACAUGUCAGUGAACAACUGCAAGCCACCGCUCUAUAACAGGAUAGUUCAAAGAUACAAAAUGAGGCCACAACAUUCAGUACAACAUUCACAUCCUCCUCCCAGCAACAACCCAACACUGCAACCAUUCUCACGCUACCACAAACGACAGAAACAACAGAAGAGGAAGCAGUGGCGACAUCUACCACAAUUACGACUACCACAACCACAGACAUUACCAUAA